Molecule: messenger RNA, 354 nt
Organism: Ambispora gerdemannii
Lineage: Eukaryota; Fungi; Glomeromycota; Glomeromycetes; Archaeosporales; Ambisporaceae
Source: the annotation of a GenBank genome assembly
AUGGCUAUUUUUUCUGAACCUUUAGGAAAUACUCGGGUAACAAGAAAUCGUUGGACAUUCAAGGAAGAUGAGACUUUGCGAGAAUUAUAUAGAAAAAAUGGACCCAAGUGGUCCUUGAUUGCGAAAUCUCACAAAACUCGAUCCGCAAAGCAAUGUCGUGAAAGAUGGUUGAACCAGCUUAGCGAUUAUGAACCCCGUUUAUCAACGAAGAAAAGAUCAGAAUCUACUACUUGCACGAAAAAUUUGGAGGAAGCUGGUCAAAAAUCUCUAAGCAUCUGGACGGCCGACAGUUCGACGAAGUUACCUCUUUUACAAAUUGCGCCAAAUACAGUUGGACAACUUUCCCUCUUUUAA